AUGUCAAGUCACAAACAUGACAGUGAUGGUUUUCAAAUAGUUUCAUCGAAAAAAUCAUCUAAAAACAAAUCCACAAAGGUACCAAGACAACAGUCUGAUUUACUAAAAUCUAAGUCGUUUAAUAUUGAUAUUGAAAAAUCUUACAAAAAAAUCAUAUCUGCUGUGGACGUGUUAAAGGAUUCUCAAUUUUCUAAAGACGUAAUUAAAUCAGUGAGUAACAUUGUGUUGGAUAGACAGAUCGUAGAGUUGGUUUGUUUUGGUCUUGGAAGUAUAGGAGAAUGCAAUAUUUCAAGGUAUCAACUAGCAUUACUACUGUGUCUAAAGGACGCUUUUGAAAUAGAUAAUAUACUCGUCCACGAUCCAAUUUUUAGUACGCAAGAGUGCGAUCUUUUAAAACGCUUAAAAUUGACUGUAAUUGAGAAAAACAGUGAAGGCGAUUAUGUAAUAUCUAAACAAGGUGUAACUUUUGUCUAUUUACCUCACUGUCCUAAGCAAUUAACGAAUAAUUUUCUCUGGAGCAACUGGAAUACACAUUUGGAAAAUUGCAUUCUGCUAUGUAAUAGUUUUACAUCACUUAUAGAAAAUCAACUAAGUAGAGUCCUAUCAGAAUCUGUUCCAUAUAUACAGAACAUAUUUUCUUACACAACUGUGGUCUCCUUAGAAAAUAAUUUUGUGUACAAAGAUAUUUUUAAUGAUACUUCAAUUCAUUACUUUCCAAGUGAUAAGUUAAAAUUGGCUCCCGUUGACUUCUGGUUGCAACAAAAAAAGCCAGAAUACAAAGACACUGAAGAGUUUAUUACAUCUCUUAUGAUUGAGAAAUUAAAUAUUGUUUGA
Messenger RNA from Pieris macdunnoughi, 834 nucleotides. The record is from the annotation of a GenBank genome assembly. NCBI's taxonomy places the organism in Eukaryota, Metazoa, Arthropoda, Insecta, Lepidoptera, Pieridae.